GAGACAUUCCAUGGCAUCCAUUUGAAUUAAUGAAUACCUUCUUGUCUGAUCGAGCUUUUUCCAGCGUGCAGCCUCCUCGUCGUAGCAGAAGCGGGAAUGGGGAAAGCAGGCAAAUGGCUGAGAAGCCUCUUGAUGGGGAAGACAUCGUCGGACGAGAAGAAAGAGAAGGCCGAGCACUCCCUGCCGCCGUGGCCGCAGCCGGUGGCGGCGGUUCCCAAGGAGAAGAAGCGGUGGAGUUUCCGGAGACCCACGCCCACCGGGAGCAGCAUAAGCAUGCCGGGCCACCGCCCGUCGGAGGCUGAGUCAGAACAGAGAAGGCAAGCCAUGGCGGUCGCGGUGGCCACGGCCGCCGCUGCGGAGGCUGCUGUUGCCGCGGCGCAGGCGGCAGCCGCGGUGGUGAGACUCACCUCCGGUUCCAACCGGCCAAAGGCCGAGGAACUCGCGGCCAUCAGGAUUCAAUCAGCCUUCCGUGGAUAUCUGGCAAGGAAAGCUCUAUGUGCAUUGAGAGGCUUGGUGAAGCUGCAAGCUCUAGUGAGAGGCCACUUGAUCCGAAAGCAAGCUGCUGCUGCUCUUCGAUGCAUGCAGGCUCUUGUCACAGCUCAAGAGCGAGCUCGACUGCAAAGGAUCCAAAUGGCAGAAGAUUCUCCGAUCAUCCAGCAGCGUAAAUCCAUCCACAGGAGAUCACCACAGCAUCCGAGAUGGCGACAGUCACACUCAAGUCCAAUUCAUGUUCUAGUAACAGAUGAAGACAUUGAAAAGUUGCAGUACAGCUUCAUGGACAGAAAUGCAGAGGAGGACAUCAAGAUUGUGGAGAUGGAUCUUGGGGUGUCGAGAGGCAGCACAAAGAGUAGAAACAGCUACUCGGUCACACAGAGCGAAACAAAACAGAAUGAACUCUCAGGAUACUAUGGCCAUGCCGGCACACCUUCGAGGGUCGAUCAGUACCCAGAGUUCUCACCUUGCACUAGAGCUUAUAGUGAACACUUUGAGGACUUUGCAUUUGCGAAGGCACAAAGUAGUCCACAUUACUUGUCCUCUAUUUCAGUACCUGAUGCAACAACACAUCCUUAUGACUGCCCCUUCUUUCCUAACUACAUGGCCAACACUGAAUCUUCAAGAGCAAAGGUAAGAUCUCAGAGUGCGCCGCGGCAGCGAACGGAUACUAUUGAGCGGCAAAUGAGCAGGCGGAGACCGUCGGUGGAAGGAAGGAACAUUCCUAGAAGUAUGAAGAUGCAACGAUCGUCCUCCCAUGUCGGUAUGAUGGCCAGCGGGUACCAGUAUCCUUGGUCUAUCAAGUUAGAUAAGUCCAACAUGUCAUUUAAAGACAGCGAAUGUGGUUCAACAAGCACAGUGCUUACAAACACCAACUACUGAAGAUCACCGGUGGGAAUCGAGGUUAACAGAAACAAGCAUGACUAGCUAUUCUAACAGGAGUAUGCAGCAAAUGAAGCUGGAAGCCAUGCAAAUCUGGUAUCUGACUUUCAAUGUACAAUUGCCAUUGUCCUUGAAGUGUAAAUGUGAGUUUGUAUGAUCUAUAUUGUUCAUGCUAUUUCUGCUUAAAGUGGACUUUAAAUGUGUUGUAAUCAUGAUUUGGUUAAGGGAAAACAAGUACAAUUUCGCCCCUA
Molecule: messenger RNA, 1625 nt
Organism: Zingiber officinale
Lineage: Eukaryota; Viridiplantae; Streptophyta; Magnoliopsida; Zingiberales; Zingiberaceae
Product: protein IQ-DOMAIN 19-like
Exons: 3
Coding region: 97-1374 (425 amino acids)
Molecular function (GO): protein binding
Source: RefSeq, a predicted model, not a curated record